UCAAAUUAAUUUUCAGAAAGAGAAACGGUCCUCAAUGCGCAUUCGCGUCACAUUGUCGUUCGUGUUUCGCGCGUCUGGUUUCAGUUCGCAUUCGCAAGUUGGCAGUAGUGUGUAGGGUAGUCUCGGUGUUUUUGCGCAAUCAACAGGCGGUCGGAACUAAAAUGCGAAAUUUCUUAGUGAUUUACGGUGGUUUUCUGUGAAAUUGAGCUGAUUUUGAGGCGUAGGAGGUGCAGAAGCUGUCCCUGUGUCUUCGGCUUUUGGUUCAUUCAGAGCAACAUUCUACUGAAAGGCACUGCUGGUCAUUGUUAUGGCCUACAUCCCGGCCGGGAAUGGAUUUGGGAGUGAUGUUGUUCCGAUGGGGAACACACGUGACACUCGUGCAGACUCACCUGUUAUAUGUGCUGAUGUUCGGAGUAAUAAUGCUGCAGCUAAGAGCACGCUUGAUACAGGUGAAAAGUUGCACAUUGAAGAUCGUGUGGAUACUGAGGAAUCUCCAGCUUCUGCCGAUUUGAAAAUGAAUCUCGGAACCCAGACUGAAGGCAAUUUCGAAUGUACUGGUUGCAACAUGAAGUUUGAGACUGAACCACUACUGCAGUUCCACUACCGGACCAUCACAGAAGAAAACCACUUCGACUGUAGGGUUUGCAGCAAGAAAUUUAAGACUAGUAAACGUCUUAUUGAACACCUACGUACCCAUACAGGAGAGAAGCCUUUUGAAUGUACCGGUUGCACUAUGAAAUUUGCGACAAAACCACAAUUAGUUAGUCAUUUUCGGUCUCACACUGGAGAGAAGCCUUACGAGUGUAUGUUUUGUCAUAGGAGAUUUACCCAUAGAGUAAAUAUGCGUACACAUGUUCGUAUCCACACAGGAGAAAAGCCCUUUGAGUGUAGUAAAUGUGGAAAGAAAUUUUCAUCCGAGGCUAAUCUUUCCAAACAUUUCCGCGCCCAUUCACAUUCCAAGUCUUUUGAGUGCACCCUCUGCAAGAAGAAAUUUGUGAGCAGCGAUUCCCUGGAAUUGCAUCAACGGAUCCACUCAGAUGAAAGGUCUUUUCAGUGUGAAACUUGCGACAGAAAAUAUACGACGGAGGCAAGUUUGCGCAACCAUCGCAAAAAACACACAGGCAACGAACCUUUUGACUGCACUCCAUGCAACAAGAAGUUUGCUACAAAACGAGGUCUGAUUGAUCACCAACGCAUGCACGCUGGUCACGAGCCUGCAGUGUGUCAUAUUUGCAACAAGAAAUUAGUAUCAAUAUACUCCCUGCGGGAACAUCUUAAACGCCACACAGCGUCGGAAAAGGACGCUGCCGAGAGCAAUGCUGUGAAGAGGAAAAGAAAUUUUAAGUGUCCUACUUGUAACAAGCGCUUCAGAUGGGAAGAAACUCUGCGUUGUCAUAUUCGAACUCACGAGGAGCAGAAUAAGGACCCGACGGAGAGUAAUGCUAGUACAAAAGAAUUACCUUUUGCCUGUAAGACCUGCAACAGGAAAUGUCUGAGUAAAACUGCUUUGGAAAGACACAUCCGUGUUCACACUGGAGAGAAGCCAUUUGAGUGUUCUGUGUGCCGGAAGAAAUUUGCGUGGAAAAGCGGACUGCAAGUUCAUCUUCGAAAUCACAGGCAGAGCGACUUUGACAUUUUGACUAUGGUAGGACUUGAAGGCAAAAGUUUUGAGUGUAAUAUUUGCAACGGCAAAUUUCAGUCAAAGUCCUACUUGGAAAUGCACACUUGUAGCCACACAGGGGAUAGUCGUGCUGUGAGUGAUCAUCUUGUAUCCCACGCAAAUGGUGAUCCGGAGCAGUGCAGCCCUGGUAUUGGAGCAAGAGAGAACGCAGCAGAGAACUCUUUUGAGUGUGCUGACCAGACUAUUGAGAGCAACCUAAACAUUUCUACGGGAGCAGGACUUGAAAGCAAUAGUUUUAAGUGUGGUAUUUGCAACGAUAAAUUUCAGUCAAAGUCCGUAUUGGAAAUACACACUCGUAUCCACAAAGGAGAAAAGCCUUUUGAGUGCACUGUUUGCAAAAGGACAUUUUCGUCGCAAGCAAAUCUGUUCAGGCACAAUCGUGUUCACUCUGAAAAGAAACUUUUUCAGUGUACCGUGUGCGGUAAGAAACUUGCGUCAAGUAGUGGAUUGAGCACUCAUCUCAUAUAUCACACAGGAGACAAACCGUAUGAGUGUUCUCUGUGCGACAAGAAGUUUUGGAAAAAUAUUGAGCUCCGUACACAUCUUCAAUCACACUCAAGUGAUGCUACGAAAGCGAAGCCUUUUGAGUGUACUGUGUGCAACGGGAAAUUCACGACAAAAAACCAUUUGCGUAGACAUAUGCGUAUCCAUACGGGAGACAAACCUUUUGUGUGCCUGACUUGCGACAAGAGGUAUGCGGACAGCACUGAUCUGCGUAAACAUAUGAGAUCACACGCACGUCAAAACGAGUUUUCUGUGAAGAGCAAUACUGACAUGACUCUUGAUUUACCUGAUACUGGUAGUAAUGUGUCGACUGUGGAAAAUCUUGAUUGUACUGACGCUUGCAGUGAUGUUAAUUUAAAAACAAAUGGCGCAGUUGGAACGCCUUCUGAGGCUGCCAAAUUUUGCACUGAAAAUGAUCACAUGGGGAGCAAACUUGAUGUAGCCCCCCAAAAUGGAGUAGAUGUGAAGAAGCCAUUCGGUUGUGAUCGUGCUCAUGUCGGUGGCAGUGAUAUGCUGGAGAGCACAGCCGAAGGUAAUGGAGAGUCGCCUCCUAAAUGUGCUGUGUGCAUCAAAAUAUUCGCCGAUUUGCAAGUACAUGUCGGUUCCCACACAAGUGGCAUGUUUUCUGGUGAAAUGCCAUCUACGUGCGCUGUGUGCAUCAAGAUGUAUGCAGAUUUGCAAAUACAUCUCAGAACCCACUUCAAUGAGAAACCUUGGAAAUGUACGGGUUGUCCAAUGGCAUUUUCAAAUUACGUGCUACUGCGUGACCAUCAUUUUAAAGCCCACACUACAGAGAAAUUGUUCCAAUGUAACCUGUGCGAUAAACAAUAUUCGGACAUGAGCAGCCUUUAUAGACAUCUUAAAAAACACCACAAGGGGCAAAAGCAUUUUGAAUGUUGCAACCGGAAGUUUUACCACAAGCGUGCUGUGAAUGACCAUCUCGUAUCGCACGCAAAUGGUGUUCCGGUGCAGUGCAGCCCUGGUAUUGGAGCAAGAGAGGGCGCAGCAGAGAACUCUUCUGAGAGUGCUGACUUGACUAAUGAGACCGACCUCAACAUUUCUACUGAAGUAGGACUUGAAGGCAACCUUUUUGAGUGUCACAUUUGCAACAAGAAAUUUCGGUCGAAGUCCUUACUGGAAGUACACACUUGUAGCCACACAGGUAAAAAUCGUGCUGUGAGUCAUCAUCCUGUAUCCCCCGCAAAUGGUGAUCUGGAGCAGUGCAGCCCUGGUAUUGGAGCAAGAGAGAACGCAGCAGAGACCUCUUCUGAGUGUGCUGACCAGACUAUUGAGAGCAACCUAAACAUUUCUACGGAAGCAGGCCUUGAAUGCCAAAGUUUUGAGUGUGGUAUUUGCAGCGGAAAAUUUCAGUCUAAGUCCUUGUUGGAAAUGCACACUUGUGGCCACUCAGGAGAAAAUAGUGCUGUGAGUGACCAUCCUGUACCCCACGCAGAUGGUGAUCUGAAACAGUGUAGCCCUGGUAUUGAAGCAAAAGAGGGCGCAGCAGAGAACUCUUCUAAAUGUGCUGACCUGACUAUUGAGAGCGACAUAUCUACGGAAGCAGGACUUGAAGGCAAAAGUUUUGAGUGUGUUAUUUGCAACGGUAAAUUUCAGACAAAGUUUUCAUUGGACAUGCACACUCGUAGCCACACAGGAGAAAAGCCUUUUGAGUGUUCUAUUUGCAAGAAGACAUUUUCGUCCCCAGCAAAUCUGCGCACACACAACCGUGUUCAUACAGGGGAGAAACCAUUCGAGUGUACUGUGUGCCACAAGAAAUUUUCUCAAAACAUUUCUAUGCGUGUUCAUCUUCGAAUUCACACAGGUGAAAGGCCUUUUGCUUGUACUAUGUGCGAUAAAAAGUUUUCCUCGCAUGGUUCCCUCCAAAAACAUCUUCGAAUGCAUACGAAUGAAAAACCUUUUAAGUGUUAUAUGUGCUUGAAAUCGUUUGUGACGAAAUGUAAGCUGCGUGCUCAUUAUUUAACUCACACUAAGGAGGAGGCUCUUGAAUCACAGCCAAGCGAUGGUUCGAACGAGAACCCUAUUGCAUGUACCGUGUGCAACAAGAUUUUUAAGACAAAAAAAAAUUUGCGCAGACAUAUCCGUAUCCAUACUGGAGAGAAACCUUUUGCAUGUCUUUCUUGUGACAAGAGAUAUGCCGAUGACAGUGAUCUGCGUAAACAUAUGAAAUCACACGCACCUCAAAAAGAGUUUUCUGUAAAUAGCAUUACUGAAAUGACUGCUGAUUUAGCUGACGUUCGCAGUAUGAAUGUCUUGACUGAGAAAAAUCUUGAUGGCAGUAUACCUAUUUCAGGAGAGUAGUACUUAGAUCUUGCUAACGCAAUCGGACUAACUGGUGGUGCAGGAGAAAAAUCUAAUGAGUGUAGAGUGUGGUAAUUUUCAUAGAACCCAAAUUUAGACAUGCCUUCGAACCUCGAAACUAAAGAAAUGAAAUGUAAAGUGUUGAUGUUUAUAUUCAUGUAAUGUUCUUAAUGUGAUUUUCCUUGUUUCUCAAU
This is a messenger RNA of Frankliniella occidentalis (western flower thrips), 4698 nucleotides long. RefSeq names its product zinc finger protein Xfin-like. The transcript is spliced from 3 exons. Bases 308 to 4504 code for a protein of 1398 amino acids. Gene Ontology annotation, cellular component: nucleus. The record is from RefSeq and is a predicted model, not a curated record. NCBI's taxonomy places the organism in Eukaryota, Metazoa, Arthropoda, Insecta, Thysanoptera, Thripidae.